GCUUGGCACCUAAACGAGCGCCCUAUGAGUGGAUCGUCGACCUUAAACGCGCCGGGACACACGCUGGUCGCUGCCCACUGCCACCAAAAACUUGCUUUGCGUCUGGUGGAGCUUGCUAAAGACUGCAUACGAGCGGCCGCAGAAGUGCCCUUCAUCGCGACUACUGGAAUUGGAGCUAGCGUACACGGCCGACCAUCAUCAUGUCCGACGACGAAGUCGACCUGGAGCUGCUAGACCUCAUGCGGAAGCAUUGGGGCGGUGGUGCCAAAGACGAAGGUCCACCAGAAACAAAAGUCCUGGAAAAUGCCCAGUUCAUCUGCGAUAAUAGCAUGGACGUUGCUCUCGAUAUGCGAUCUACCAAAGUCGCCGCACAGCUUGUUUUUGACGAGAUGGAGAAGCGGAACUACACAACCAAGACCUGGUCGGAGCAUGAGCUACACCCCAAAGCAAAAGAUGAGAGCACUGUAAACUUCAUCUUCACCAUGGACCUCCUAAACUUUAGCUUCUGGAGCGAGAAGAACGAGGAGGAGCGCUUCGCGGUAGUGUACAAGGGAAAGAGAUGGACGGGAUAUUGGAGUCUGGUUGCAAUAUUACAACGAGCCUUGGAACAAGACAUCCCAAUCACUAGUCCAGCUUUCUGGGUUGACCAGGAACAAUGUUCAGACGAAGUCCUGCGAACCAUCUUCACUUCUGGUACCGACGAGGAGAUCCCCAUGUUCGAGCAGAGGGUGCGAUGCCUUAGAGAAGCUGGACAAAUUCUAGAGGAGGAAUUCGAUGGCAGUGUGAUCACACUCAUUGAAGACGCGAACAACUCUGCAGCCGGUCUCGUGAACCUACUCGCUGAAAAAUUCAAUUGCUUCAGGGAUGAAGGUAGAUUUGAGAAUAAGAAGGUGCGCUUUUUGAAGCGAGCCCAGAUCUUCGUUGCAGACCUAUGGGCUGCGUUCGACGGUGAGAGCUAUGGCGAGUUCGAUGACAUUGACAAGAUUACCAUCUUCGCAGAUUACCGCAUUCCUCAGAUGCUACAUUCAUUAGGCAUAAUCUGGUACUGCCCGCCUCUCGAGAAUAAGAUACGCCGUCAGGGGAUCAUCGAAUCUGGCCACUCUUGGGAGAUGCAGAUACGGGGUUGUAGCAUCUGGGCUGCAGAGCUCCUCCGUAGGGAGAUUCUGAAGCUUCAACCAAACGCCAAGGUCAACGCUAUUCUCAUCGACUUCUUCCUGUAUGACCUUGCGAAAGAGAAGGAGAAAGAAGAGGCAGAGGUGAUACCACAUCAUCGAACACGAAGCAUAUGGUAUUGAGUGCCGAAAGAACGGUGGUGGAACCGACAUAAAAUUAUACUUUCAGUCUCCACUAUGGCUGCCUGGUGAGAGCGUAGAUCAACAGUUGGUUAUCUUGUGUAGACAACAAAGGUGGGGGUGGCCUGGAGCGAUCCCUGCCUCGCGAUCUACACCUUCGCCACUUCCGGGUUUACGUCGUCUCUAAGACUCAGCACACAUCUUCUCAGUUGUCACAGAAAGGCAUGGCACCGUUUCGCCUUGCCAAUUGUCGUUAGAUACCCACGUAAAUGCUGGCCAUUCACGCUUCGCAGCCGCCUUCCCCAGGACCGUCUAUCCGGUAUUUGUAGACUUGUCGC
Molecule: messenger RNA, 1630 nt
Organism: Alternaria alternata
Lineage: Eukaryota; Fungi; Ascomycota; Dothideomycetes; Pleosporales; Pleosporaceae
Exons: 4
Coding region: 201-1295 (364 amino acids)
Source: RefSeq, a predicted model, not a curated record